CUGUCUGUCAGGCUGCAUGAUCAACUGAUGGACACACAGAGGCUCACUUGCUUUCUCUUUCACUGAUCUAUAUUGUGUCUUUUACGGACAGGACAUCGGUUGUUUUGUGGACUUUCUUUGCGUUUUCUUCUUUGACUUAUCUGCGAGGUUAAAUUGACUCUUAACCUUCUUUCCCCUCACCCUCUUGGCUCUUCUGUUUUCUCCUGUUGGGAUUUUUUUCCCCCAGCCUAAUUGCCUGCUCUCCUGUGUGCAUAUCAACCCUUCUUUUCCCCUGCUCUCUUUCUCCUUGUCCUCCCAUCUUCCACCGUUCCCUGUCUCCUUGUGCGUGGUGUUUGGGCCAUGCUCUCCUCACCCACUGUGAUUCUCCAGCCGUAUGGACUCCCUGUCUACCCACAGACAACCACAUGCUACCCCAGCAUAGUUCAGGGAGGUGCCUCUCAGGAGGCCGGCCCCGGCAGUGGCGACCCCACCCUGCCUCAGGUCUACGCCCCUCCUCCCUCCUAUCCCCCGCCUGGUCAAGGUCCGCCAACAUCUGUAGGCAGACUGCCACCUCUUGAUUUUACCACUGCACACCCCAGCUCAGAGUACCCCGAACAUCCCCAACUCAGAGUCUAUCAGGGCCCUCAGCUUGACGGGGCAGAGGCUCUGACAUCCAGUAACACGGAGGAUGGCUUGGCCCCUGUGACCUCUGACCCCCAGUCUCUGAGCAUGUCCGUGUCAUCAGCGGGCGGAGCAGGAAGUGGAAGUGAUGAGGAGGGGUCAGGUAAGGCCCAACCGAAACGCCUUCACGUCUCCAACAUCCCUUUCCGCUUCAGAGACCCGGACCUCCGCCAGAUGUUUGGGCAAUUUGGGAAGAUCCUUGAUGUAGAAAUUAUCUUCAAUGAGAGGGGGUCCAAGGGCUUUGGGUUUGUCACUUUCGAGAGUGCGGGUGAGGCUGACCGAGCAAGAGAAAAGCUGAAUGGGACGAUUGUGGAGGGGAGAAAGAUUGAGGUUAAUAAUGCCACUGCAAGAGUGGUUACCAAGAAGCCACAGACGCCUCUUGUGAAUAGUGAAAUCUCAACUUCUGGAUGGAAGAUCAACCCCGUCAUGGGGGCGAUGUACGCACCUGAACUCUAUACAGUUGCCAGUUUCCCGUAUCCCGUAGCAACUCCCACAUUGGCCUACCGGGGCUCUGCGCUGCGCGGUCGAGGCCGAGCCGUCUACAACACAAUUCGCUCUGCUGCAGCCACGCCUACUGCUGUACCCACCUACCCUGGGGUGGUAUAUCAGGAUGGACUGUAUGGAGCAGAAGUCUAUGGUGGCUAUCCUGCAGCUUAUAGAGUGGCUCAAUCAGUAUCUGCUGCCACAGCAACCUACAGUGAUGGAUACGGACGCAUUUACACCACAGCUGCGGAUCCCUAUCACCACUCAGUCGGACCAACAACGACAUAUGGAGUUGGUACAAUGGCCAGUUUGUACAGGGGAGGAUAUAACCGCUUCACCCCGUACUGAGCCACCCACUGGUGGGAAGACGUCUCUUUUGAACUCUGGGAUUGGCUGUUCCAUGGACACUGCACGAUAGAUUGUGAAAUGUGGAAAUGGUUUUACUUCCUGCCUCCAUCACAACCUCUCCUCGAGAGACUAAACAGACUGAAGUUGUAAAUAGUGUAGGACCCAUUUACUGUCCAUUCUACUGACGAAUAGCACCUGGAAGAGGUAGUUAUGUAAUAUAUAGACUUAAAAACCUUUAAAGGAUUAUUGUUUUCUGAAUUUAAAGAGUAGUGAUGUUGGCUAACACUACAGAAGUGGGUGAAAAAUACUGUGAGAAUGAAUUUUGUGAAUAAUAUCUGCAAGAUUCACGGGUCAAACUG
Molecule: messenger RNA, 1850 nt
Organism: Sander lucioperca (pikeperch)
Lineage: Eukaryota; Metazoa; Chordata; Actinopteri; Perciformes; Percidae
Gene: rbfox1l
Product: RNA binding fox-1 homolog 1, like
Exons: 12
Coding region: 340-1491 (383 amino acids)
Biological process (GO): regulation of alternative mRNA splicing, via spliceosome; nervous system development
Cellular component (GO): nucleus; cytoplasm
Molecular function (GO): mRNA binding
Source: RefSeq, a predicted model, not a curated record